GAAAGUUAUGUAUUCACACCUCAUUCCAUCAUAUUAUCACAUGACUCAAAGCAGAGGAACAGCAGUGGUUGACAAAAACCAAACAUUUCUCUUUCUAGCUAUUGCCACAAACCGAAACGUUUUCUAGUAGUUCUGUGGCAACAGUGUUUUAUAUUUCCACACUCAGGUCUGUGCGCACCCAAUUUGACGGUCGCAAUCGCCAUUUAUUUUCAAGAAAGGGGUGCUGUGUUUUUGAAGAAGGGGAAAGAAAGAAAGGAGAGUGAACGAAACCCGACGAGACAGAGCAAAGGAGGGGGAUUGAGAGUCGGGAACAGAAGAAGCUAUCCACACGGCGACCGGAGUGGACCGAGGGCCCCGAACCAGGUGUUAAUAUCCCCGCUUACAGGAAGGAGGGAGACGGCAGAGCCAUGGCGAAUAUAGCGGUCCAAAGGAUCAAACGGGAGUUCAAAGAAGUUCUGAAAAGCGAAGAGGUUUGAUAAAUAUCCCGUAUGACUAUUUACGGUUGCUUAUGGCAAAUAGUUAUGCUUUUUUUAACCGGGUUAAAUUGAAAUUGUGGUUGUUUAUUUUGCAAGUUGUCACGCAAGGUAUUGUCAGCUAGCUAACGUUAGCCAGUCUGCGUUUCUUGAUGCAGCAAAAAAAAACCGAGGCCCCUAUCAGGGGAACUUUUAUCGGUGAUUGUGCGACAGUAUGCCCGGUGAGAGGUAAAAGGGUGUCGGCGACACAGAUCAGGUAAUAUCGCGGAGUUAGCAAAGGGACAGGGCCUUGGGACAGAUAGCCAAAACAAAAAGCCCUAACGCCAAACUUCCGAGUGUCAGCCCAAAUAGUUGUCAAAUGCUAAAAAUAGUUUUUUUCUGUGUUGACAGUUUUUUUGUAGCUGACGUUAGCUAACUACCUGAGUUGGCAACUUGUCUUGUUAGCUAAGACAGAGUAGCUAGCUUGUUAGCUAGUUUGACAGCUGCCUAGGUGCAUCCCUCUCACUAUGUAAUAACUAGCUAAGUGUCUUCGCUAUGAAGACAUUUAGGACGUUUUGGACCCUGUAGCUAGCUAGCUAGACUACUGUCAGUUCUUCUAUAGCACAUCAUGAGAGACUUUAGCUUAUUUAGCUAGCUAAAUGAAAUGUGGAUCCCCCCAUGUCCUAUUUCAAUAUGAAAGGGAAGCACUGGGGCAAACAGUGGUCUACUACUACAACUGUUUGUUAUGGUGUCUGGUGGAUUAUCAAUGGAUAAGGGUCAAGGGAACCACAAUCUCUCUUCAUCCAUCCCUCUCUCUCUCUGACAGACAAGUAAAAACCAGAUCAAGGUGGAUCUGGUCGAUGAAAACUUCACAGAGCUGAGAGGAGAGAUAGCAGGACCACCCGACACGCCGUACGAAGGUGACACGCGCACACACACACACACACACACACACACACACACACACACACACACACACACACACACACACACAGGCCUAUACUGAUCAUAUAUACACUGUUUUGUUUUCUCCCUUUUUAAGGUGGCAGAUUUCAACUGGAAAUCAAAAUCCCAGAAACGUAUCCCUUUAACCCUCCCAAGGUAAGAAACGCAUCCCUUUAACAGUCCCAAGGUAAGAAACGCAUCCCUUUAACAGUCCCAAGGUAAGAAACACAUCCCUUUAACAGUCCCAAGGUAAGAAACACAUCCCUUUAACAGUCCCAAGGUAAGAAACACAUCCCUUUAACCCUCCCAAGGUAAGAAACACAUCCCUUUAACAGUCCCAAGGUAAGAAACACAUCCCUUUAACAGUCCCAAGGUAAGAAACGCAUCCCUUUAACAGUCCCAAGGUAAGAAACGCAUCCCUUUAACAGUCCCAAGGUAAGAAACGCAUCCCUUUAACAGUCCCAAGGUAAGAAACACAUCCCUUUAACAGUCCCAAGGUAAGAAACGCAUCCCUUUAACAGUCCCAAGGCAUGCAGGGCAUUCUGACAACUCACAUGGCCUUUUCAACCAGAUAACACGUGGUCCUCUGUAGCUCAGCUGGUAGAGCACGGCACUUGUAACGCCAAGGUAGUGGGUUCGAUCCCCGGGACCACCCAUACACAAAAAAUGUAUGCACGCAUGACUGUAAGUCGCUUUGGAUAAAAGCGUCUGCUAAAUGGGAUAUUAUUAUUAUAUUAUUAUAACCUUUAUACCUGAAACAGAAGGGCUUUACUACACCACUAUGGUGGUACCCUACUGUUUAACACACCCCUCUCUCUGUCCCCUCUCCCCAGGUGAGGUUCAUCACUAAGAUCUGGCACCCCAACAUCAGCUCAGUAACAGGAGCCAUCUGUCUGGAUAUCCUCAAAGACCAGUGGUGAGUCACACAUAUUUACAUGCCUCCUCUCUCUCUCUCUCUUCCUGUCAAUCUCUCGCUCCUCUCUCUCUCUCUUCCUGUCAAUCUCUCGCUCCUCUCUCUCUCCCCCUCUCGCUCUCUCUCUCUCUCUCUCCCUGUCAAUCUCUCGCUCCUCUCUCUCUCUCUUCCUGCCAAUCUCUCGCUCCUCUCUCUCUCUCUCUUCCUGCCAAUCUCUCCUCUCUCUCCUCUUCCUGCCAAUCUCUCGCCCUCCCCUUAAUCCUUCUGCUCUUCUUCGUCAAUCUCUCGCUCUUCUCUCUCUCUUCUCUUCCUGUCAAUAUCUACCUGCAUCCCUCUCCUGCAACUCUCCUCCUCUCUCUUCUCAGAAACUCGCUCCUUCUCUCUCCCAUCACGUCAAUCUCUCCUCUACCUCCUCCUCUCCUAGGUCAUCUCUCCCUCUUCCCUUCUCUCUUCCUGAUACAUCUCGCUCCAUCUCCUUCUCUCUCCUGUAAUCUCUCUCUCCUGUCAAUCCAGUCCUCUAUCUCUAUUCCUGUAAUCCCCCCUUCUCUCUAUAUGUAAUCUCUCGUCCUCUCUCUCUCUCUUCCUGCAAUUCUCGCUCAUCUCUUUUUCCUCAACUUCCUCCUCACCUUCAAUCUCUCGCUACUCUGCUUUACCUGUCAUUACACGCCCUCUCUUCUCUCCCUUCUCCUAAAUCUUCCUCCUCAUCUCGCUCUUCUGUCAUCUCUCUCCUUCUCCUCUCUUCUGUCAAUCUCGUCGCUCCUCUCUCUCUCUUCUCCUGUCAAGCUCUCGCUCCUCUCUUCUCUCUCUGUCAAUCUUCCUCCUCUUCUUCCCUUUCUUCAAUCUCGCUCCUCUCUCUCUUCUGUCAAUCUCUCGCUCCUCUCUCUCUCUCUUCUUCCUGUCAAUCUCUCCUCCUCUCCUCUCUCUCUUCCUUCAAUUCUCCUGUCCUCUCUCCCUCUCUUCCUGUCAAUCUCUCGCUCCUCUCUCCCUCUCUUCCUGUCAAUCUCUCGCUCCUCUCUCUCUCUUCCUGUCAAUCUCUCGCUCCUCUCUCUCUUCCUGUCAAUCUCUCGUCUCUCUCCCUCUCUUCUGUCAAUCUUUUCCCUCUCUCUCUCUCCUUCACUCUCUCUGUCUCUCUCUCUCUCUUCCUGUCAAUCUCUCGCUCCUCUCUCUCUCUCUUCCAGGGCAGCAGCAACGACUGAGAACAGUACUGUUAUCUCUCCUCACUAACUCCUCCCCCCCUUUCCCUCUAACUCCUCCUCUCUCCCUACCUGAGAACAGUACAGCUCCUCCCCUCUCUCUCUUUAACUCGUCUCCUCCUCUGUCUGUCCACCCCCCCAGGGCAGCAGCGAUGACCCUGAGGACGGUGCUGUUGUCUCCCUCUCUCUUUAACUCGUCUCCUCCUCUGUCUGUCCACCCCCCAGGGCAGCAGCGAUGACCCUGAGGACGGUGCUGUUGUCCCCCUCUCUCUUUAACUCGUCUCCUCCUCUGUCUGUCCACCCCCCCCAGGGCAGCAGCGAUGACCCUGAGGACGGUGCUGUUGUCUCUCUCUCUCUCUAACUCGUCUCCUCCUCUGUCUGUCCACCCCCCAGGGCAGCAGCGAUGACCCUGAGGACGGUGCUGUUGUCCCCUCUCUCUUUAACUCGUCUCCUCCUCUGUCUGUCCACCCCCCCAGGGCAGCAGCGAUGACCCUAAGGACGGUGCUGUUGUCUCUCUCUCUCUCUAACUCGUCUCCUCCUCUGUCUGUCCACCCCCCAGGGCAGCAGCGAUGACCCUAAGGACGGUGCUGUUGUCUCUCUCUCUCUUUAACUCGUCUCCUCCUCUGUCUGUCCAUCCCCCAGGGCAGCAGCGAUGACCCUGAGGACGGUGCUGUUGUCCCUCUCUCUUUAACUCGUCUCCUCCUCUGUCUGUCCACCCCCCCAGGGCAGCAGCGAUGACCCUGAGGACGGUGCUGUUGUCCCUCUCUCUCUCUAACUCGUCUCCUCCUCUGUCUGUCCAUCCCCCAGGGCAGCAGCGAUGACCCUGAGGACGGUGCUGUUGUCUCUCCAGGCUCUUCUGGCAGCAGCUGAACCAGACGACCCACAGGAUGCAGUAGUGGCCAACCAGGUACCCGUGUGUGUGAAUCUGUCUUGGUGUGUCAGAUCUUUAUCAACUAUGGAGUGUGACUGAUGUGUCUGUCUGUCUGUCUGUCUGCUAGUGUCAAGUGUUUCCCUUUUUGAUGGCCCCCGUGUAGCUCGGUUGGUAGAGCAUGGCGUUUGUAACGCCAGGGUUGUGGGUUCGAUUCCCACGGGGGGGGGGGCAGUGUGAAAAUGUAUGCACUCACUAAACUGUAAGUCGCUCUGGAUAAGAGCGUCUGCUAAAUGACGUAAAUGUAAAAUGUAAUGCCAUUCUGUAUAUGUGUAUCUCCUUGAUGCCAUUCUGUAUAUGUGUUUCUCCUUGAUGCCAUUCUGUAGAUGUUUCUCCUUGAUGCCGUUCUGUAUAUGUGUUUCUCCUUGAUGCCAUUCUGUAUAUGUGUUUCUCCUUGAUGCCAUUCUGUAUAUGUGUUUCUCCUUGAAGCCAUUCUGUAUAUGUGUUUCUCCUUGAAGCCAUUCUGUAUAUGUGUUUCUCCUUGAAGCCAUUCUGUAUAUGUGUUUCUCCUUGAAGCCGUUCUGUAUAUGUGUUUCUCCUUGAUGCCAUUCUGUAUAUGUGUUUCUCCUUGAAGCCAUUCUGUAUAUGUGUUUCUCCUUGAAGUCAUUCUGUAUAUGUGUUUCUCCUUGAUGCCAUUCUGUAUAUGUGUUUCUCCUUGAAGUCAUUCUGUAUAUGUGUUUCUCCUUGAUGCCAUUCUGUAUAUCUGUUUCUCCUUGAUGCCAUUCUGUAUAUCUGUUUCUCCUUGAUGCCAUUCUGUAUACGUGUUUCUCCUUGAUGCCAUUCUGUAUAUGUGUUUCUCCUUGAUGCCAUUCUGUAUAUGUGUUUCUCCUUGAUGCCUUUCUGUAUAUGUGUUUCUCCUUGAUGCCAUUCUGUAUAUGUGUUUCUCCUUGAAGCCGUUCUGUAAAUGUCUUUAUUCCCAUCCAGUAUAAGCAGAACCCAGAGAUGUUUACGCAGACAGCCCGGUUAUGGGGUCAUUACUACGGUGGAGCCCCUGUACCCGGUCCAGAAUACACAAGGAAGAUAGACAAACUCACUGCCAUGGGCUUCGAUAAG
Messenger RNA from Coregonus sp. 'balchen', 5484 nucleotides. Lineage: Eukaryota; Metazoa; Chordata; Actinopteri; Salmoniformes; Salmonidae. The record is from the annotation of a GenBank genome assembly.